AUGCCCUCAGCCGCGGCGUUUGAGCGCUUGCUGGACCAUGGCGACGAUCUAGACGACUACGGCCUCGACUCAGACAACCCAUUCGCAUCUCCCCCACCAGAAUCGUCCACCAAGAAGCGAAAAGAGCCCGACUCUGGGCUGGGAAUUGAGGAGGAGGUUUCAGUCCAGAAACGUGCGCGAGUGCCAGCUGUCAAGCUUGACGAAGAGAGACUGCUGGGCCCAGAUGGUAUUCCAAAGCUGAGAAAACGAGCCGCCGGCCUCAAACUAAAAGGCAAGGGUCACGAGUUCUCCGACGCCUCUCGCCUCCUCUCCUUCUACCAGCUAUGGCUGGACGACCUCUUCCCUAAAGCCCGGUUCCUCGACGCCCUCGCCAUGGUCGAAAAAGCCGGCCACAAAAAGGCCCUCGUGACUGGUCGAAACGAAUGGAUCAACGAAGGGCGUCCCAAAGCGAGCAACGACGAUGAAGACGAUGACUUUGACUUUGGGACUGUCGCCAUUUCAGGAGACUCGCAGGCUGCUAUUGCACAAGACACACAGCAGAGGACACAAAGGACGCCAGAGAGGGAUAAUGACGUCCCUGAUGAUGAUGAUCUAUACGACGCUACUCCUCGGGCGCCAAGGUCGACAAAUGCGCUUCGUGUUGCGGCGCCGUCAAACGAUGCCCCCGACGAUGACGACCUGGAGGCGCUCAUGGCUGAAGCCGAAAGCAUGGACAGCCGGCCAGGUCCGGGUGCUCCUACAGCCACUGCCGUCACGAAGCAAAGGAAUCAGCCUGCAGAAGAGGAAGACGAUGAUCUUGAUGCCCUCAUCGCCGAGGCAGAGGAGCAGGAUCGAUCCAGCGGGCAGCCGACCGGGAAGAAUACGGGUAGCAGCAGCGCUUCAGCAGGCAAGGGGCACGAUUUUGCGGACGAGGAGGAAGCCAUGCAGGAGAUGGAGGGGCUGUGGUGAGAC
This is a messenger RNA of Trichoderma citrinoviride, 951 nucleotides long. RefSeq names its product Swi3-domain-containing protein. Gene Ontology annotation, biological process: replication fork processing; DNA damage response; replication fork arrest. Gene Ontology annotation, cellular component: replication fork protection complex; nucleus. The transcript is spliced from 3 exons. The coding region runs from base 1 to 948 and encodes 315 amino acids. NCBI's taxonomy places the organism in Eukaryota, Fungi, Ascomycota, Sordariomycetes, Hypocreales, Hypocreaceae. The record is from RefSeq and is a predicted model, not a curated record. Gene Ontology annotation, molecular function: DNA binding.